CUGGACGUCCGUACGACUACAAGUGUUUCCCGCUGCCAUCCCAUAUGCUUUGAUUUAGAAAAGAAAGAAAGAAAACCUACCUGACGAUUCAAUUGAUUAUCUUCUUUGUUAUAUAUAGUUCUUCUCUUGUGCACCGACAACCCGACCGCUGCAUUUCACAGCACAGAGGUCAUCAAAUUUGCAAGAGACGUCAAGGCUAAAAAGGAGAAAUGGUUUCUUCUUUGUGAUUGUCGCUUCUACACACGCCAUCACUUUUCUGAUUAAUUAAAUACUCGGAACAGCUCACCGACACACCCACAGUGAAGAUAUGUGAUGCUUCUUUGAAGAAACCCCUGGAAUUAGCGACACACAACUCAAGGACACCACUAUAGGCAUAUUACAUUGAGGAAACUUCAAAAAUGCCUAGCACGCGACACAACCCCGAUCCCUGUGCUCAAUUCAGGAUGCUAGGACACCCGUGCUCCAGCCAACAUCCGCAACUGCUGCCGUCCGUUUACCAGGCAGCGCUCAAUCACGCCGGUCCUUACGGGCACGCGAGGGCCAUUUCGCAUACACCCUGGGAGGCUGUCACGUUCGUCGCUGUAAGUGCGAUUGUGUUGGUGGCCUACAUAGCCGUACUGGGUUACCUAGCAACGAGGGCGCUGCGUCAGGUUCCUCGCGGAACAUCGGGUGGCUCUUUGCCCGGAGGCUUACUGGACACGCGAAUUGUUUACAAUGCUAAAACAGAUUCUUGUCAGCCUCCCAUGCCGGCCGAAUUAACUGACACACCUGACGGUUCCUUCGACGUCUAAAAUUAUCAAUUACGUCUGUUGAGGCAUUCAUUUUUUCAAUCUUUUAUUUUCUUCAAGUUUUUGGGGUUCGUUUGAUUUAACUUUUGUCAGCCAUUUCUUUCUUGCGAUUGUCUGUCCCAAUUGUCAAACUCUGCGCUUGUAAACUUCAACAUCUCAAAUCUUUGUCGAUAUUGAUUUUUAAUUCUAUGCAUAUUUUAAGCAUCAUUAUCAAGCAACUGCUGAUGGAACUGGUGUUGUUUGACAUCACGGCCCUGGGAAUAAGAGAUAGAUCCUUGUACGUACAACCACUAUUACGUACAAAUGAUCCGACAUGUCAGAUUACGUCUCUCAUUUCCACUUGUCUCUCGCCAUGUUCUUUUGAUCAGCUCUAAAAGCUUCGUUAAUUAUUUUCGCUUUUCCGAUCGGAUCAUUCGGAAAGCGAGAAAAACUAUGUAGAGGCUCACUGUGAAAACUUGAGAGCAAAAAUUCAAGAAAAACUUAAAGUUUUGUGCUACGCUGAAUUCGGGCAGAAAACUUACGCGCAUCUUCGAGAAAAGAAAUAUCAUUAACUUAUAUAUAGAUAACACUAGUGUACCAUAUACUUCAAGCCAUUAAGUAGAAGCAAAUUUGAACAGAUGUAUUAUUACAAGAUUUAUUUAUAACUCAUAAUCCGGGAGGGAGAAUUCGGUUAAUCUGUAAAGAUUUCACGUCAUUCACAGAAUAAUUCGGCCCAAAUUGAACGGUUCAAAAUUGAAAACAAUUGUGAACAGGAUUAUUAUUAUUAGUCUUCCGUUUUCUAAUUUCCCGGGACAAACAAACAAAAAAAGAAUAAUGCGACCAUGCCAAUGCUGAAUAAACAGAUUCCCGUCUAAUAUACUUUAUAUUCACAACCUAUAUCAUUCCACCGUUUUCUUUUCAAUAAUAUUUUUGGUUUGAUAUACUAAAUGCAAUAGUGUGGAAAUGACUCCCAGACAAUAAACGAGAUUCGUUGUGUGUGUUA
Molecule: messenger RNA, 1770 nt
Organism: Daphnia magna
Lineage: Eukaryota; Metazoa; Arthropoda; Branchiopoda; Diplostraca; Daphniidae
Exons: 4
Coding region: 399-791 (130 amino acids)
Source: RefSeq, a predicted model, not a curated record